This is a messenger RNA of Chironomus riparius, 5424 nucleotides long. The record is from the annotation of a GenBank genome assembly. NCBI's taxonomy places the organism in Eukaryota, Metazoa, Arthropoda, Insecta, Diptera, Chironomidae.
AUGAAAUUAAGGAAAUUAUUUUUACUGCUGCUCAUUGCGAGCAUGAGCUUAUUAGUAACAGGCAAUUCGGGACCAGGUCCUGGUAUUUUUCCACGUAGGCGAUCGUCAAAUGAAAGCGUUAUGCAAUCGAGAGCUGUUGACACGCGCAUUCAAUUUGAGAUACUUGAGGGCGAGCCACGUGGAACUGUUGUUGGAUAUAUUCCAAUUACAAAGCCUGGAUUUACAUAUAGAUUUAAUGAGCCAUCGAGAGAAUUCUCACUCGACUCUGUUACUGGAGAGAUUAAGACUAAUACAGUUUUAGAUCGUGAAGUAGUCCAGAAUGAUCGUUAUGAUUUAGUCAUUCUAGCGGUCAAUAGCACACAGCCAACAUUCCCCAUUGAAGUUAGAAUCAUUGUGCUUGAUAUUAACGACAAUGCACCAGAAUUUCCUGAACCAAGCAUUGCUGUGUCACUGUCAGAAAGUUCCGCAUCCGGUACUCGACUUUUACUCGAUGCUGCCACAGAUAGAGAUAGUGGAACAAAUAAAGUAACAGAUGAUUAUCGCAUUGUCGAUGGAAAUCAUGAUGACAAAUUUCGAUUGGCUGUCACGACAAAUCCCAGUGGUGAUGUAUCGUAUUUACAUUUGGAGACGACUGGGAAGUUGGAUCGAGAGACACGUGGAUUUUAUGUUCUAAAUAUAUCGGCACGUGAUGGAGGCAGCCCACCAAAAAAUGGAUAUCUUCAAGUCAACGUCACGAUACUCGACGUUAAUGAUAAUCCACCAAUCUUUGACCACAGCGACUACAUCGUCUCACUCAACGAAAGUGUUCUACCUGGAACCCCAGUUCUCCAAGUCAUGGCAUCAGACAACGAUUUAGGUGACAAUGCAAAAAUAACUUAUUACUUAUCAGACACGGAAGCACAAUUUACAAUUGACCCCGAGACAGGUGUCAUUACAACAACUCAAAUCCUCUCAUGUCCACAACAAAAUUGUCCAAUUUUCACAAAACUCGGUGGCAGUUGUCCAAAAUCUUGCGUCUUUACAGUCUUUGCACGCGAUCAUGGCUCACCACGUCAAGAUGGUCGCACGUAUGUUACAGUGAAUUUAGUUGAUACAAAUGAUCAUGCUCCACAAAUUAGAUUUCAAUAUUUUCCACCAACGGCAAGUUAUGCGACUGUUGAUGAGAAUGCCAUAAAUGGAUCUGUCGUGGCUGCUGUAUCAGUUGAAGAUAUGGAUGAGGGAUUAAAUGGCGAGACGAACUUAAAAAUUAUUACCGGUAAUGAACUCAGCCAUUUUCGAUUAGACAAGACGCCAAGCUUUGAUAUUGUUCGUGUAAAUGGUGUUUUGGAUCGUGAAGAGAUUAGUAAAUAUAAUUUAACUGUUGUGGCAACUGAUAAAGGUACACCAGCGCGAACAGCAACAGCAUAUUUAAUUAUUCAUGUUAACGAUGUCAAUGACCAUGAACCUGUUUUUGAAAAAUCAGAAUAUUCAGCCAUAUUGAGUGAAUUGGCACCGCCUGGUACAUUUGUUGCAAGCAUCACAGCAUCCGAUGAAGAUACAGGUGUUAAUGCACAAAUCUAUUAUGAUUUCGUAUCGGGUAAUAAUAGACAAUGGUUUGCAAUCGACUCCAUAAGUGGUUUAAUAACAACAAAGGCACCGCUUGAUCGUGAAGUUCAAGGAACAAUUGAAUUGAGUAUAUCGGCACGAGAUGGUGGACCGAAUCCAAAAUGGGCAUAUACACAGCUAAAGGUCACAAUAUUGGAUGAGAAUGAUGAAAAGCCACAAUUUUCACAGCCACAUAUUAACAUUAGCUUGAGCGAGAAUACACAACCGCAUACAGUUGUAGCAAUGUUAACAGCAUCAGAUCAUGAUCAAGGAACUAACGGGAGUGUCUCGUACGUCUUACAUCCGAGUGUUGAGCAAAAUUAUCCCAAUAUGUUUGCACUAGACUCACUAACAGGCCAAUUAACAAUACGUAACAAAUUAGAUCGUGAAACCAUAACAGAGUAUGAGAUUCAAGUAAUUGCAAAAGAUCAAGGAAUUCCACAGCAAUCAUCAACCGCAACAGUAUUCUUGAAAGUUGAAGAUAUAAAUGAUAAUUCUCCGGAAUUCUAUCCAAAGCGUUACUUUGUUGUGCUUUCAGAUGAUACAGCCAUUGGAACGUCAAUUUUAAAAGUUCAAGCAACUGAUCGAGACGAUGGUGACAAUGCAUUAAUAUCUUACAAAUUAGAAAGUGGCGGUGAUGGUCUCUUUAUUGUUGACAAUUGGACAGGCAUGAUAAGUUUAAGGUCAAGUUUAAGAUCGUCACAAAAAUCAAUAUUUAAAUUAAUCAUAUCCGCAAAAGACCGUGGUGAUCGUCGGACAGAAAAAGAUGCAAUUGUUGAGAUCGUGAGAGAAUCGAAAUUAGAAGAAUUAGAAUUUGAUACGCCUGGCAAUUAUGAGUUUCAAAUUUAUGAAGACUUUGGACAUGAAAAUCCUAAAAUUGGUCGGGCUGUUGGAAAAACAAAAAUCUCAUCAACAUCAUCGCUCAUUGCUCCGGUUGAAUACGCAAUUGUUUAUGGUGAUCCGAAUGAGAAUUUUGUUAUUGAUGAGCAAACAGGUGUCAUUUCAACGGCUAAGGCAAUCGAUCGUGAAGAGUCAAUGAUGUAUUCAUUGACAAUUGUCGGAUAUGGGAAAACAAGAUCGGGUCUUGGAUAUGGCAAGACAAUGGUAAAUAUUUUAAUAUUAGACAUGAAUGACAAUGCGCCGAUAUUUACACGUGAUAAGGAUGAGAUUCAUAUACCUGAGAAUGCAGCUGUUGGACAAGAGAUUUUUCUGGCAAGAGCUCGCGACAAGGAUUAUGGAGUUAAUGCCAGAGUCACAUACAGUCUCACAUACAAUCCACAUGAGCAAUUUAGAAUCUCAGAAGCGACUGGUGUGCUUUACAUCAAUCGUCCUAUUCGUGUUGAGCCAGGUACUGUCAUGCAUCUUGAAAUUACAGCCAUUGAUGGUGGUGAGCCACGAUUAUCAUCCAAAAAUGUAGUUACAAUAACAAUUGAGGAUGUUAAUGACCACACAUGCGUCUUCGACCACACAUCUUAUGAAACAUCUUUAUUGGAAUCGACACCCGUAAAUUCUCGAUUUUUCGCUCUUUCUGCAUCAGACGCUGACCUCGGUGCCAAUGGACGUAUCUCAUAUAAAAUUAUUGAAGGAAAUUUGGAGAAUAAAUUUGGCAUCUUCCCCGACGGAUAUCUUUUCGUAAAAAGCAAUCUCGACCGUGAAGAUCGCGAUUAUUAUUCGCUGACGAUAAGCUGCAAUGAUGGUGGCAAUCCACCACGUAGUACGGAAGUACCAGUCGUAAUUCAUGUGAUUGACGAAAAUGAUAAUGCACCACAAUUUACCAACAGUUCAUUUACAUUCAACAUUGCUGAGAAUGAGCCCAUUGAUUCAUUUGUUGGAAAACUGACAGCAACAGAUCGUGACAUUGGACGAAAUGCAGAACUGAUAUUUAUGUUAUCGAAUGUUGAAAAUGAUUUCUCAGUUGAUCCACGUAAUGGCUUUAUAAAGACGAUGAGAAAAUUUGAUCGUGAAGCUCUCGUCCAAUCGACGGGACAGAAUUUCAUAUCACUUGAGGCAACUGUCACAGAUAAUGGUGCUUUAAGAUUGAAAGAUAAGGUUAAAGUAAAAAUUUUCAUAAAUGAUAUAAAUGAUCACGCACCGCAAUUUUUGCGAUCACCAUAUAAAGUUCAGGUAUCAGAAGGCUCAUCGAUUGGAUCGCAACUUAUUCGUGUCUAUACGUUUGAUGCUGAUGAAGGUCUUAACGGUGAUGUCUUUUACUACAUCUCGGAUGGUAAUGAAGGUGGUAAAUUUUCAAUUGACGAAUCAACUGGUCAAGUAACACUUGUUAAGUCGCUUGAUAGAGAAACGACAUCAUUUUAUAAGCUGACAGUUAUUGCACAUGACGCAGCAGUUGUUGGUCGUUUAAGUUCAUCAACAACAAUAUCAAUUGAGGUACUUGAUGAGAAUGAUUGUAGUCCGGAAUUUGUGCAAACGGAUACGAGUAUAUCUGUCAUUGAGACGACAACAAUUGGAACGGAAUUAAUAAGAUUUCGUGCGACUGAUAAUGAUUUGGGUAUUAAUAGUCAGUUGACAUAUUCAAUUGCCGCAGGAAAUCGACGUGACACAUUUCACAUUGAUCCUGUCACGGGUUCACUUUAUUUACACAAGUUAUUGGACUAUGAAGAUACACAAACGUACUCGUUAAAUAUUACAGCAUCAGACGGUGGCAAUCCAAGGCUGUCCACAACAAUAAUAUUUACAGUAACAACAAUAGACUUUAAUGACAAUGCGCCAAGCUUUCCUAAUACCGCAAUUGUGAGGCAAAUUCGUGAAGGAAUUCCAAUAAAUACACCGAUUAUUAUGAUCACGGCCGAAGAUCCUGAUAAUGGAUUAAAUGGCAAAGUAACAUACUCUAUACAGAGUCAAGAGCCAUCAUUUGGUCAGGGUCAUUUUAGAAUUAAUGCAACAUCGGGCGUCAUUUACACGCAACGUCAAAUUGAUCGUGAAACAAUCGAUACAUUCCGUUUAAUUGUUGUGGCUACGGAUCAAGCACUGAUACCAUCACAACGUCUGUCAGCUGAAAAAUUAGUGACCGUUAUCGUUGAGGAUAUAAAUGAUUGUGAACCAAUUUUCGUAUCAAUGAAUGCAGCUGUGUUGCCAUUAAGAGAUAUUCGCGUUGAACCAGGUCAUGAUGGCUUACCGAUUAUGAAUGUUUUCGCGCGCGAUGCCGACUCGAGUUCAAAUGGACUUGUUACAUACGAGAUGGUUAGUGGAAAUACAGAUUUAUUUAAGUUACAUCGUAGUACAGGUACGAUAUCGUUAAGAAAGACAAUACAUAAUCCCGAAGCGCGUUAUCAGUUGGCGGUAAAAGCAACUGAUGAAGCUGUUCAAAGUGAACGUAAAUCUAGUGAUGCAUAUAUUACGAUAAUAACAAGUAGUUCCGCAAGUGGCGGUCCAAUGUUUCAACAAAAAGAAUUAACUGGCACAGUUUUUGAAAAUGAACCGGCCGGAACGAGUAUCUUGACAGUGUCAGCUCAUUUACUCACCGCUUCCGGCAAUGAAAUUGAAUAUUAUGUGACAAAUGUAACCGGCAAUGGUAAACAAGUCGAUCGUCUCUUUGACAUCGACACAAAAUUGGGAAUUUUAUCGACGGCUGUUGAAUUGGAUCGCGAGAAUGGUGUCGAAACAUAUGAAAUUGAAGUAUAUGCCAUUGCCAUUGGUGGUGCACCAAAAACGUCAAACACAAAGUAUUUAAAAGGAGAUUUUAGAAAGCAACGAUUUUUUUUUGACAUGAAGCUUCUUUAUCGCAUGGUAUUUCGUGAAUUAUUAUCCAGAGGUGGGGAAUGGGAUGAUGUUGGAAGAAUUAAAGGAAUGUCUGGAGUUGAGAGAUUUGGAAUUUUUCAAUAG